Paramuricea clavata is the source of this 793-nucleotide messenger RNA. NCBI's taxonomy places the organism in Eukaryota, Metazoa, Cnidaria, Anthozoa, Malacalcyonacea, Plexauridae. The record is from the annotation of a GenBank genome assembly.
AUGUCGGCGAAAGAUACCGCCUUGAUUAAUGAAUCGCAGUAUACAAAUCAAACGAAUGAAUUGCAAACAACAACCCGCCAUAAUAGUCAACAUGAAAUUCCGGGGGCACUCGACCAGAACGAAGACAAUGCAAUUAUCUCGGGCUGUCUUCCGGAGUAUAAUAAUGUAAAUAAACCACCUAUGAUUAAUUGGGGGAAGCGAGGCGAUGGACGAACAAUAGUUAUACCGACUUCAGACAUUACAGAUGCAUAUGAUGAAAUUACAACUUGGAAAAAGAAUGUUUCUCUAGUGCCAUACGGGAAAAUAGGAAGGGAUUUUAUCGAUCAAAUAACGAUGCAUAUAAACGACUGGAAUGGCGGUUCGGAAAAUCAACAUGUUUCCCUAAAAGCUGUUUUUGUACUUCUCGCCGUUGGGCUUCAAAAGCCAAACCCGAAGUCCAAGGCAAAGGACCAUCAAGAUGCCUUGUCAAAGCGACUUGCACUUUGGAAGGACGGUGAGAUCAGUAAGCUAAUACGUGAGGGACGAAUCAUACAAAGUCGUAUUGGAAAAUUUAAAGGAUCAAACCACGCCGAUAAAGCUAAAGUCUUUGCUAAGCUCGUGCUAGAAGGUCAAAUCAACUCAGCCCUUCGCUUCCUGAGUGAAACCUCAAAUGGCGGCGUGUUAACGUUAACUGACGAUGUAAUGACGCAAUUAAAACAGAAGCAUCCUGAGCCACAACCAGCAAAGCUCGGAUCGGUAUUAUUUGGGCCGCUCAAUGACGAGAUACCCAAAUCUAUUUACUCACAGAUCAAUG